AUGGCAAAAGGCCAGAAACAGCAAUCGGCUCCGAACAAGGACAUCCACGCCCGUAUAUCCUUCUUAUACCAAGCAUCGACAUUCCUCGCAAAUCAGGGUCCAGGAGGACAGGGUUUGUCGAGGUUCUACGUUGCUACGGCGAAGGGCGUUGCUCGGAAAGCCGUACUACGAGUUGAUCGCAAUGUCAAGCGCACCCUCUGCAAACGCUGUGAUACACGCUUGAUCCCGGGUGUCACGUCAACGACUGAGAUUGAAAAUUUGUCAAGGAAGAAUGCUGAACACGCUGAUACGCUCAAGACUACAUGUGGUCAAUGUGGAACUGUGAAGAGGUUCCCGUGUGUGCAGAGGAAGGAGGAAGGUGUAGAGGGUGAGGAUCAGAAUGUCACUGAAGCUGAGGUGCAGGCAGCAGGCUGA
Saitoella complicata NRRL Y-17804 is the source of this 414-nucleotide messenger RNA. Its product is annotated as Rpr2-domain-containing protein. Lineage: Eukaryota; Fungi; Ascomycota; Saitoellomycetes; Saitoellales; Saitoellaceae. Gene Ontology annotation, cellular component: nucleolar ribonuclease P complex. The record is from RefSeq and is a predicted model, not a curated record. The transcript has 2 exons. The coding region runs from base 1 to 414 and encodes 137 amino acids. Gene Ontology annotation, biological process: tRNA processing.